AUGUGCCCGCCGUUGGCCGGGUGCUCGACGACACCGUCUAUUAAAGACGUGUUUGUGUCCGCAGACCGUUGGGAAACUUUCUUCCCUUGGAACCCAUCCUCUUUCGAGGCACCCCUCGAUCAACACCCCCCCCCCAUACCCAACCCAGCAACCAUGGCCCAGGCCUCGCCUUCGUGGCAGAGGCUGAUGGGGCUGCUGUCGGUGCUGCUGGCACUGCUUCUCGGCGUCUCGGCCGGGUCGCACGGUGCUGCUGCCGCCGGCUGUCCCGCCGACAUUGCGUCGGCCCCGGAGAGCACUUGGUCCGUCGACUUUGACAACAGGACCAACGUCGCUGAGACUCAAUCAGAGAGCUCGUACGUUGUGAACCUGAAGGACGAGGUCACGAAGCUUGAGGCGACCAGCUUGCACGGCAUGGGCGCCCGAUCCGGCUUCGAGGCAUUCGCCGUCGAGAUCCCGGCCUCGUGCCACACUCCAAGCAUGAAGAGCUCGCUCAUCGAGCUGCCCAUCAGCUUCGCCAGUCUGCACAUGCACCUGCAGAACAUCCGGACCAAAUAG
This is a messenger RNA of Colletotrichum higginsianum IMI 349063, 555 nucleotides long. RefSeq lists its product as uncharacterized. Bases 1 to 555 code for a protein of 184 amino acids. NCBI's taxonomy places the organism in Eukaryota, Fungi, Ascomycota, Sordariomycetes, Glomerellales, Glomerellaceae. The transcript is spliced from 3 exons. The record is from RefSeq and is a predicted model, not a curated record.